Drosophila erecta is the source of this 3476-nucleotide messenger RNA. Its product is annotated as fibroblast growth factor receptor homolog 2. The record is from RefSeq and is a predicted model, not a curated record. Lineage: Eukaryota; Metazoa; Arthropoda; Insecta; Diptera; Drosophilidae. Gene Ontology annotation, molecular function: transmembrane receptor protein tyrosine kinase activity; ATP binding. Gene Ontology annotation, cellular component: signaling receptor complex. The coding region runs from base 237 to 3392 and encodes 1051 amino acids. The transcript is spliced from 3 exons. Gene Ontology annotation, biological process: protein phosphorylation; cell surface receptor protein tyrosine kinase signaling pathway; positive regulation of kinase activity.
GUUACUUUCAGUUGUUUGCGCACAUUCAAGCCAAUCGGUUGGCUCCGCUCGAUUCCUUCCACAAACUUUACGGAUUACGCUGGAGAACGCUCGAUUUGAAAUCGAGGAAUUCGAAUGAAGAUACCCACAGGAAGUGAUAUUAUUUCGACCGCAACUGUAAUCCAUAUGUACACGAUCGUGCCCAUCUAGAUACGAGAUCUUGGUGGCUGUUGAACUCAAGAGAAUCCACUUGAGCCAUGGCAAAAGUGCCGAUCACGCUGGUGAUGAUCAUUGCGAUCGCCUCUGCCUCUUCGGACCUGGGAUGCGAUUAUGGCCAUCAUCGUUGCUACAUCGAUGUCACUGUGGAAAACAGUCCCCGCCAGCGGCACCUCCUCUCCGACAUGGACAUCACGCUGCAGUGCAUCCGACCCAUGGCCAAAUGGUUCUAUGAAGAUAAGUUUCAACUGAGGAAUUCCCUCUUGCGGCUUGAACGAGCACAGUCCGGAAAUUCCGGGAACUACGGCUGCCUGGAUAGUCAGAACAGAUGGUACAAUAUUUCCCUGGUUGUGGGCCAUAAGGAACCAGUUGGCAAUGACAUCGCCAGCUUUGUCAAGUUGCAAGAUGCGCGGCCAAUCCCGGAGUCAGAUCUCUUUUUCCAGCCCUUGAAUGAUACUCGCUCCCUAAAGUUGCUGCAACCACUACCCAAAACCGUCCAACGAACCGCAGGUGGUCUCUUCCAGUUGAGCUGCAGUCCCACGGAUCCGGAAGCAAAGGGUGUUGAUAUAUCCUGGCUGCACAAUGAUACUCAAAUCCUUGGUGGUCGGGGCCGGAUUAAGCUGAAAAGGUGGUCACUGACAGUGGGGCAACUGCAGCCGGAGGAUGCUGGAAGCUAUCACUGUAAGCUGUGCGUGGAACAGAACUGCCAAAGGAGUACUCCAACCCAACUGGAGGUAAUUAGCAGAAGUCACACAGUGCCCAUGCUAAAGCCAGGGUAUCCCCGAAAUGCCAGCAUUGCCCUUGAGGACAAUGUGAGCAUUGAGUGCCUCCUGGAGGACUCUGCCCUGGAGCCGAAGAUCACGUGGCUGCACAAGGGAAGUGUGGACAACAUCGAUGAUCUCUUGCAGCGGUUAAGAGAGCAGCCCCAACUACCGGUGGACGUUACCAGAUUGAUUACCCGCAUGGAUGAGCCACAGGUACUUCGUCUGGGCAAUGUCCUAAUGGAGGAUGGAGGAUGGUACAUAUGCAUAGCCGAGAACCAAGUCGGACGCACUGUGGCCGCCGCCUAUCUGGAUCUGUACAGUCCAUUAGACACUACCACGAUUCGCAUGACCACUACCACCACAGUGGCCAGCCCAGUGCCCACUGCAGCCACAGGAGAGGACACCGAUGAGGACGUGGAAAAUCCAGGACCGGACUCAUCAGGCGGCAUGGGUCCACCAGUGUUCAAAAAAGAGUUGAAGCGAUUGCAGCACUCAUUAUCGGGAAAUACCGUCACUCUAGCCUGCCCAGUGUAUGGAAAAGCGAACAUCACCUGGACGAAGGACAAGAAGCCGCUAAGACGUAAACUCGGCGUCUAUGUGUACAGGAACUGGACGCUCCGUUUCGUGGAGGCCACCAGCGAGGAUUCGGGAAUAUACAACUGUGCGGUGUGCAACGAGUGGGGCUGCAUCCAAUUUGACUUUAGCGUCCAAAUAAACGAUCGCACAAGAUCCGCACCAAUAAUUGUGGUGCCGCAAAAUCAGACGGUGAAAGUCAAUGGCAGCGUGGUGAUGAAGUGCACCGUGUACUCUGACUUGCAUCCUACGGUCAGCUGGAAAAGGGUUGUCCUCAAGAAUGCCUCGCUGGACGGUCUUCAGUCUGUGGAGAUCCAGAAUCUCAACUUCACCGUUACGAACGACUCAGUGGUUUUAACACUGCGAAAUGUUACCUUUGACCAGGAGGGCUGGUACACCUGCUUGGCCUCAAGUGGCCUGGGAAGAAGCAACUCCAGUGUGUACCUAAGGGUGGUGAGUCUGCCACCUUUGGAGAUCUAUGCCCUGCUGCACGCCCAUCCGCUUGGGUUCACCUUGGCGGUUUUUACUAUAGUGACUUUGUUCCUUUUGGGCAGUGCUUUCAUAACGUUCAUGCUGCGCCGGCUGAGGAGGGAGAAGCUCCUGAAGCUCCGCAUCGAAACGGUUCAUCAGUGGACUAAAAAAGUGAUCAUUUACCGACCGGGCGGAGAAGAAGGCAGUGGCUGCAACUCCGGCGAUCUUCAGAUGCCAGUGAUUAGGAUCGAGAAGCAGAGAACAACCGUUUCCACAACGGGCACAUGCGGUACUGAUGCCGCCCAGGGCUUCAAUGAGUAUGAGUUUCCGCUAGACUCUAACUGGGAGAUUCCCAGGCAGCAGCUUAAUUUGGGCUCCAUCCUGGGCGAGGGUGCCUUUGGACGCGUAGUGAUGGCGGAGGCGGAUGGUCUACCAAGGAACCCACAGUUGGGCGAAACCAUCGUGGCCGUCAAGAUGGUCAAGGAGGAGCACACGGAUACGGACAUGGCCAGCUUGGUGCGUGAAAUGGAGGUGAUGAAAAUGAUUGGCAAGCACAUUAACAUCAUCAAUCUGCUGGGCUGCUGCAGCCAGGGAGGUCCUCUGUGGGUGAUCGUGGAGUAUGCUCCACAUGGAAACCUCAAGGAUUUCCUCAAGCUGAAUCGACCGGGUGCUCCACAGCGACGGAGUGACAGCGAUGGCUAUCUCGAUGAUAAGCCACUGAUUUCAACACAACAACUUGGCGAAAAGGAGCUCACCAAGUUCGCAUUCCAAAUCGCUCGAGGAAUGGAGUACCUCGCUUCAAGACGGUGUAUUCAUCGCGAUCUGGCUGCCCGUAACGUUCUUGUAAGCGAUGGAUACGUUAUGAAGAUCGCCGACUUUGGACUGGCGAGGGAUAUCCAAGAUACGGAGUACUACCGGAAAAACACCAACGGACGGUUGCCCAUUAAGUGGAUGGCGCCGGAGUCGCUACAGGAGAAGAAGUACGACUCACAGAGCGACGUCUGGAGCUAUGGUGUUCUGCUGUGGGAGAUCAUGACCUACGGGGAUCAGCCAUACCCGCACAUACUGUCCGCCGAGGAGCUCUACAGCUACCUGAUUACGGGUCAGCGCAUGGAGAAGCCGGCCAAGUGCUCCCUGAACAUCUACGUGGUAAUGCGGCAGUGCUGGCACUUUGAGUCCUGUGCACGACCCACGUUCGCGGAGCUGGUGGAGAGUUUCGACGGGAUCCUGCAGCAGGCUAGUAGCAAUCCAAACGAUGCCUAUCUGGACCUCUCAAUGCCCAUGCUGGAGACGCCGCCCUCAUCGGGGGAUGAGGAUGAUGGCUCCGACACCGACACAUUCCGGGAAACCUCCCCGCUUAGAUAUCAGUACACCUAUAAGUUUAAUUAGUCCGUAGUAUUAGGAGACCUAAAAUAAUUCCAACGAGUCAAUCAGAUCCCAUCGAAGCAUCGCCAACCAUCAUAUCAUCCCAGA